AUGAGUGAAGAAAACGGCGCGAAACACAUUGGCGACGAAAUAAAAAAAGAGGAGAGUGAAGACGUGAAAGACGAAGUCAAAAUGGAUUUAGAAGACGACCCAAAUGAUAUUGUUGAAGAAGUUCAAAAGCCAAACGCUAUGGAGGAGGAACCAAUCAGUGACGCGGAUUUGUAUAUUGAAAUGAAGGAGUGGAGAAAAUUAUAUAAAAUCGAUAUCACUAUUUUAAGGGCUUUAUAUGACCUCGGCUUUAUAUAUCCAACAGAGAUUCAGAAAUUCGCAAUCCCAAAAGCUCUCACUUCUCAAAAAGAUUUGAUUGGAUCAGCGCCUACUGGGAGUGGCAAAACGCUGUCAUUCUUAAUCCCACUAGUCCAACGGUUUAUAGAGAAAGGGACAUUUGAUACGACGCAGUGUUUGAUCUUAGUUCCCACUCGAGAAUUAGCUGUUCAAAUUCGGGAUCACUUACAAAAAUUAACGAAAUACCUUCCGCGAGUCACAUCAUGUGUAGUAGUAGGUGGGUUAGCAUCCGUUAAACAAGUCCGUUUGUUGUUACAAGAGCCGACGAUAGUGAUCGGUACUCCUGGUCGUAUAUUUGAGUUAUACAACAACCAAGACACUCCUGUGUUAAAGACAUUGCCUUCGCUGCCGUAUUUAGUAGUUGAUGAAGCUGAUCGGAUGGUAGAGCCUGGGCACUUUUCCGAAUUAAAAGAUUUGGUGACGGUCGUGAGUAACGCAGAGAAGCAGACGUUUGUGUUUUCAGCGACGAUGCAAUUAGCUGCGGAGAUGUGGGCUGCUAAAUUUAAGACGACGCAAACGACGCAGAUGGAGAUGAUGGUAUCAGCGUUGAAUAUGAAAGACACGGAGUUAGUCGAUAUCUCGACGCCGGAACAAACAGCGAAGGAGAUGGAAGAGAAGAAGAUAACAGUGACGGGGAAGUUACGGGAUGAAGCGUUGUUUUAUGUCUUAACGAAAUUAAAUCCUGGGAAGACUUUAGUCUUUGUGAAUGCAAUAACAAUGGUUAAGCGAGUCGUUCCAUUACUUCAAAUGGUGAACAUCAAAGUGUCUUCGUUAUACUCAGGAAUGGAAAUGGCACAACGAUUAAGGAACAUCGAGAGAUUUACAAAGAACGAGAACACCGUGUUAGUCACAACGGAUAUCGCGGCGCGUGGACUUGAUAUCGACGAUAUUAAAACAGUCAUUCACUACGAUCUGCCACGAACAAGUGAGUUGUACGUCCAUCGAUCGGGAAGAACGGCGCGAGCGGGGAGGAAAGGGACUUGUAUAGUUUUUGUUGUCAAAGAAGAGAAAGGAAAAUAUUUGAAAAUGCUGGAAAACUUGAAAAAGAGUGACUUCCCGCAGAUUAAGAUCGACGCACAAGGCUUUGUGAUGACAAAAAAGAUCAUGGUCUUAGCUAAUAAAAUCAUCGAUAAGAAUAACACCAAAAAGAAGGGCGGCGUCGUUAAAAGAGACCAAAAGGAAAUCGAAGAUUCGGACGAAGAGGGACUCGACCCCGCUGAACAAGAAGACGACAGAGUCCAUAACGAGAAGAGAGAGAAACUCGAACGCCUCCAAAACUAUAAUAUGAAGGAACAAUUACAAGAUCUCCUCAAGAAGUAUCAAAUCGUCAAAUUGGCAGGGUCCGAGAAAGGAUCCUAUUUAAUGGGACUUAAAAUGGAGGGAAUGUCCGGAAAAGACCACUACGUAAAAGGAAAGGAAAAAAGAGAAAUGAAAAGAAAGCAUUUUGUAACAGUGAAAGGACUCGAUUUGGACGAUCUGGAUGAACAAAUUAACUUCGCAAAGACUCUUGCUAAGAAGAAAUAUUGA
Entamoeba invadens IP1 is the source of this 1821-nucleotide messenger RNA. RefSeq names its product ATP-dependent RNA helicase mak5, putative. Gene Ontology annotation, molecular function: ATP binding; nucleic acid binding. The record is from RefSeq and is a predicted model, not a curated record. The coding region runs from base 1 to 1821 and encodes 606 amino acids. The transcript is spliced from 2 exons. NCBI's taxonomy places the organism in Eukaryota, Evosea, Mastigamoebida, Endamoebidae.